This is a messenger RNA of Guillardia theta CCMP2712, 1080 nucleotides long. RefSeq lists its product as hypothetical. The record is from RefSeq and is a predicted model, not a curated record. The transcript is spliced from 9 exons. The coding region runs from base 1 to 1080 and encodes 359 amino acids. NCBI's taxonomy places the organism in Eukaryota, Cryptophyceae, Pyrenomonadales, Geminigeraceae.
AUGAAGUGCCCGUCUAUCGCUUGCCUUCUCCUCGCCUUCCUCGGAGCAUGCCUGUGCAAAGAGCAAACGCAGGAGAAGGUCACGAAUCUGAAGCUUGACAAGCAAGUAGAGUCAAAGUUUGUGGGGGAUGAAUCCAAGGUCUUCUGCUACUCGGCCCCGCAGUUCAAUAUCUGGAGGUCUUUCUGCGAAGUGAAGAUCUCUAUCUCGAGCAACUCCAGAAAGCCGCCAUCAGUUUUCAGCGCGUCGGAGGACGACAUCCAUGGGCUGAUAGACCAUUACAUCAAGAGCAAAGGAGAGGCAAAGGGGAUAGAAGCUUUCGAUGUCGUCAAGAGAGCACAGCUGAAAGCGAGGAGAAAGUCUCUUUUCUCUACCCCGUUUGAAAUGCUGGCGCAAUGCCCAUCUAUCCUCAACCCUGACGCCAAGACAUGCGAAAAGACUUUCUCGCCCUUCGGGAGGUCUUGCAUCGUCGUAUCCUUUGGGUCGGGGAAGUCAAACGAUGAAACGAAAGUUGUUCGCGUCCGGGUGACGGCGAGCUGCACUAAGAGUCAGGUCACUAUGUUCGCUGCUGGAAUGCUCCUACUGGCCCUGUCGAGGCCGCUAGCAAAGAGCAAGGUCUUUCAGUAUAGCAGUGGGAUGCUCAUUUCGAUCACCAUUGGCAUGAUGCUUCUUUUCAUUUUCCUUCUCAACAAGAUGAAAGUUCCAGGGUCGAAGACGAUGAGCUUUCACCUCGCAGUCUAUGCUGGAUAUGGAUUCCUUGUCGUCAAGUUUGCGGCCAACAUGUUCAAACAGAUCUUGAUCGAGUAUUGGGAGCUCGUUCUUGGGUAUUGCGCGUUGUUCGCGCUUUUGGGCAUGAUUGUUGUCUCGCGGUUUCGACGGCAUGAGUCAUCAAAACACGAUUUUCGUGUCUGGGUCCUCUGGGUCAUUCGUCUCGUAGGAAUCCUCUGCAUCUGCGGGUUUGGGACAAAAUCUGGUUUGUUCAGCUCCGCCAUGCUCAUUAUCAUCAUUUCGAUGUAUAUUCUCGGUAGGAUCGGGAAAUUCUUCAAACCCAAAGACAAGAGCAAAACGAGCAAGAGAGACUGA